AAUUAAUAACUGCCUGAAAAGAGCAUUGUUUCAUCAUGAAUGCUGAUAAAGAUGAGAGACCAAAGUCCAGAAGCCAUGAUUUUCACAUUUUCCAUGCCUUGAUGUUGCUAAGCUUGAUCAUGCUGUUUCUUCCAGUCAAUGGUAAUUCUAAGCAAAAUAUUCCACGACUCAAAUUAACUUAUAAAGAUUUGCUGCUUUCAAAUAGCUGUAUUCCCUUUUUGGGUUCAUCCGAAGGACUGGAUUUCCAAACCAUUCUGUUAGAUGAGGAGAGGGGCAGGCUACUUCUGGGAGCCAAGGAUCAUAUCUUCCUGCUCAGCCUGGUUGACUUAAACAAAAAUUUUAAGAAGAUUUACUGGCCUGCUGCAAAAGAACGAGUAGAAUUAUGUAAAUUAGCUGGGAAAGAUGCCAAUACAGAAUGUGCAAAUUUCAUCCGAGUCCUUCAACCCUAUAAUAAAACUCAUAUUUAUGUGUGUGGAACUGGAGCAUUUCAUCCGAUAUGUGGCUAUAUCGAUCUCGGAGUCCACAAAGAGGAAGCUAUGUUCAAAUUAGACACACAUAACUUGGAGUCUGGAAGACUGAAAUGUCCUUUUGAUCCUCAGCAGCCUUUUGCUUCAGUAAUGACAGAUGAGUAUCUCUACUCUGGAACAGCUUCUGAUUUCCUUGGCAAAGAUACUGCAUUCACUCGGUCCCUUGGGUCUACUCAUGACCACCAUUACAUCAGAACUGACAUUUCAGAGCACUACUGGCUCAAUGGAGCAAAAUUUGUUGGAACCUUCCCAAUACCAGACACCUAUAAUCCAGAUGAUGAUAAGAUAUAUUUCUUUUUUCGUGAAUCAUCGCAAGAAGGCAGCACUUCUGAUAAAACCAUUCUUUCUCGAGUUGGAAGAGUUUGUAAGAAUGAUGUAGGAGGACAACGCAGCCUGAUUAACAAAUGGACAACUUUUCUUAAGGCCAGAUUGAUUUGUUCCAUUCCAGGAAGUGAUGGGGCCGAUACUCACUUUGAUGAGCUUCAAGAUAUUUAUUUACUCCCUACAAGAGAUGAAAGAAAUCCUGUAGUAUAUGGAGUCUUCACCACAACCAGUUCCAUCUUCAAAGGCUCUGCUGUCUGUGUAUAUAGCAUGGCUGACAUCAGAGCUGUGUUCAACGGUCCCUAUGCUCAUAAGGAAAGUGCAGACCAUCGUUGGGUGCAGUAUGAUGGAAGAAUUCCUUAUCCCCGACCUGGCACUUGUCCAAGUAAAACUUAUGACCCACUAAUUAAAUCCACUCGAGACUUUCCGGAUGAUGUCAUAAGUUUCAUAAAGCGGCAUCCGGUGAUGUUUAAAUCCGUGUACCCAGUGGCAGGAGGACCUACGUUCAAAAGAAUCAAUGUGGAUUACAAACUGACACAGAUUGUGGUGGACCAUGUGAUCGCAGAAGAUGGCCAGUACGAUGUGAUGUUUCUUGGAACAGACAUUGGGACAGUCCUCAAAGUUGUCAGCAUUUCAAAGGAAAAGUGGAAUAUGGAAGAAGUAGUACUAGAAGAGUUACAGAUAUUCAAGCACUCAUCAAUCAUCUUGAACAUGGAGUUGUCUCUUAAACAGCAACAAUUGUACAUUGGUUCCCGAGAUGGAUUUGUUCAGCUCUCAUUGCACAGAUGUGACACUUAUGGGAAAGCUUGUGCAGACUGUUGUCUUGCCAGGGACCCCUACUGUGCCUGGGAUGGAAAUGCCUGUUCUCGAUACACACCCACCUCAAAAAGACGAGCUAGACGCCAAGAUGUAAAGUAUGGAGAUCCAAUAACUCAGUGUUGGGACAUAGAAGACAGCAUUAGUCAUGAAACUGCUGAUGAAAAGGUGAUUUUUGGCAUUGAAUUUAAUUCAACCUUUCUGGAAUGUAUACCCAAAUCCCAACAAGCCUCUAUUAAAUGGUAUAUCCAACGGUCAGGAGAUGAACAUAGAGAAGAGUUGAAACCUGAUGAAAGGAUCAUCAAAACUGAAUAUGGGCUACUGAUUCGAAGUUUGCAGAAGAAGGAUUCUGGGAUGUAUUACUGCAAAGCACAGGAGCACACUUUUAUCCACACUAUAGUAAAGCUGACUUUGAAUGUCAUUGAGAACGAACAGAUGGAAAAUACCCAGAGGGCAGAGCAUGAGGAGGGGCAGGUCAAGGAUCUGUUGGCUGAGUCACGGUUGAGAUAUAAAGACUACAUCCAAAUCCUUAGCAGCCCAAACUUUAGCCUGGACCAGUACUGCGAACAGAUGUGGCACAGGGAGAAGAGGAGACAGAGAAACAAGGGCGGCCCAAAGUGGAAGCACAUGCAGGAAAUGAAGAAGAAACGAAAUCGAAGACAUCACAGAGACCUUGAUGAGCUUCUUAGAGCUGUGGACACAUAGUUAUCUAUUCAAGGAGAAGAAUUUAUCACAAAAAUACGGUCUCCUGUUUUGUACACCUCUUGUACUAACUCAUAAGAGCUUUCUAUGGAGUUUUGCUAAGACUCAAGAACCAUAAACUGAGUAAGGGUAUAGAUGAUGAAUAUGGCAUAGUAAGAACAAAUCAUUCACUCCUGUCAGCCACUUUCCCAAAAACUAAAUUUGUACCAACAAAACAUAGUACUUGAUAUUUAUAAAUGUAGUAUGUUCUGGGUUUUAGAAUGUGUUAUGUCCUGUACAUAACUGAAUGAAACAAGUAUCUAAUUUGAUAUUGGAAUAAGAUAUUUUCUGCCCCUUGCCUGGCCAUUUGUAGUUUACCAUGCAGUUGAGCUAUAUGAACUUUUCUUAUAAACAGAUAAAUCAUUCUGCUGUGUAACUGGCUGUCUGUUGCUAGGAAUUUGAAGGAAGACACAGAUUCACAAAGCUCAUGUUAUCAGCAGAAACCAUUUACUCUCUUGCAUGGUUUAGGAAUUAGGAGGGAUGUGUUACUUUUCCCCUAUUAUGGGGGCAAUAUUUAGCUAAGAAAAGCAUUACUUUGUUGAGGGUACACAUGCCCCUUUUCAGGGUUCCUAAUGAAUUUUCACUAGUGACAGAUUAAUAUAGAAAUGUUAACCCUCACUUUUGAGAAUAUGUGCGUUCUGCAAAUAUAUACUGAGCUUUAAAGAGACAGAAUGCUUAAUAAUCAUUUUAAUAAGAUAUGGAAAAACAAUUUAGUAAAAGAAGACAAACAUGAUGUAUACUGCAUCCUAAUAAGAAAGCAUACAGAUGGGAUUUGUAAGAGACAGAAGGAAAGACAGCUAUAAAUUUUGGCUUUGGGGAAGGCUCAUAUCCCCAUAAAUAGGGAAAAACAAUUGCAAAUAAAGUAGGUGAAAUGGAAAGUAGCUUUAUUCACUAGAGUAUAAACAAUUGCCAAGUUGUUAUCCAUAUGUUUUUAAAAAUAUGGAUCAUGGUACACUGCUAGUGAAAGUCUAAUAAAAGGUAGAUUUACUAAAGUAAAGAAUGAAAAAAUUAUUUACAAACAAUGAAUCUCAGUGUUUGCUUUAUCUCUUUAAAAAAUAUCAUUCUGUAAAUUAUUUUCCUGUUUCUUUCUUGAAUUAUGCAUUAUUGGGUUUUAUUUGAAUGAUUAGGGAAACUAUAUACAUAAAGAGAGAAAUGGCAUUAGGUAAAAAAUUGUGGUGGGGAGUGGGAAUAUAUAUUUGUUGAAUAACAGAACAAAUGCAAAAAUGUUGACAACGGAAAGGGUUAAAUUAACUCUUUGACAUCUUCACACAAUCUUUUUGCAUUUCUGAGAUUAUAGGCUAUAAUUCAAGUAGAAUUAUUUUAAUAAUUUAAUAAUAAAUAAGUCUGCUGCAUGUAAAGUAAACAAACAACAAAACCAUGAACAUUCUCCAUAUUUUUAUUAGACCAUUCAAAUGUCUCCAUAUUGACUUCCCUCUCAAUAUAUAUAUGGUUUGUUUCUGCCUAUUUAAGCAGGGUUCACCUUUUCUUCUUAGAACACAAAACCCUUAGCCUUUCACUGUUUUGCUUUUUCACGCCCUUUUUAGUGUGAAAUGGAAAAUUAGUCACUUCCUCACAUGGAAGGGAGCUUUGCAGAAAACUAAAUAGCAGACAUUGUUUUGUUUCUCAUGCAUUCUAUGUGUCUUGGGAGAAAAACUUAUGAGAUCCUGUCCAACUGAUCAGAGGAUAGCUCAUCACAGACUUCAAUAUGUCUGUGACUACGUUUUUGUUUUGGUGCAAAACAUUCUCUCUAAUAUUCAUUGUAUUUGCAUUUCUUACUCAUCUCAAAGUAGUAGUACUGAUAGAUGAGCUUAAGAUUUUGACAUGCUGCUCAUAAAUAUUUUUAGAUGUUUCGUUAUAAGGAGAACUUAAGGAAGAUCAUUGGUUGUUAUUUUUAGUGCAAGUCACCUUUAAAAAGUUAUGCAUAGUAAUAGUUAUCACAGGAUCAGAGUGCUAAUUGGAUAUCAUAACAAGUGUUUUGUAACUUGAUUUUCUAGGUUAAAAUGUUAUGGAAAUUCAGAAAAUUCAAUGCAAAUACAUGAGAGCAUCUUUUAUUUCUAAAAUAUCUUUAAAUAUUUGUAUAUCAUAUAGUAAUAAUCAAAUUAUGGAUGGUUUUGGGGUAGUUACAUGUUGCUCAAAUAUUAGGAUUUAUUUGUGAAAAUAAAUUAAAUUUUUAUCAAAAUAUAAAUGUCCAAGCCAUUUUUUAAUUCUUUCUUAUUUUAGUUUCCAGACAAAAUUUGGGGAAUUUUGUUUACUUUGCAUCUAAUAUUCUGGAUUUUUGGAUCUAAGAGUCUUUAUUAAUGUU
Sorex fumeus (smoky shrew) is the source of this 4707-nucleotide messenger RNA. RefSeq names its product semaphorin 3D (gene SEMA3D). The transcript is spliced from 17 exons. Gene Ontology annotation, molecular function: semaphorin receptor binding; chemorepellent activity. The coding region runs from base 36 to 2369 and encodes 777 amino acids. The record is from RefSeq and is a predicted model, not a curated record. NCBI's taxonomy places the organism in Eukaryota, Metazoa, Chordata, Mammalia, Eulipotyphla, Soricidae. Gene Ontology annotation, biological process: negative regulation of axon extension involved in axon guidance; negative chemotaxis; neural crest cell migration.